CCAUUCAGUCUUUGACAAGCUAUUGUCGCGUGCGGAUGUAUUUGCGGAAAACAUAAGUGCAUAACUGCAUCAAGGUAAAGAACUGUAAAACUGUAAAGCACGAUAACAGUGCACUGUUAAAUUAACAUAACGCGCAACUUUGGCGCCAUCAAGCGAUGCGCUUCUAAGCAUUGAACUUCAAGUACAACAACAACAUUUUUAUGUUAAUCACAAUGAGUGCAACGCGAGCAAAAACAAUCACAACAAAAAUAACAACAAUAAAAUCAGCUAGCAACUGGCGCUGGCUAUGUUUAUGUUGCUUCCUUUGCUUGGCUGCUGCAGCACAGGCGAACAGCAGCAGCAGCAGCGGCAGCGGGAGCAAGUCCUCUCCGGUGAUUGCCAAGGAUGCCACGCAUAUAUAUAAAAUCAAAAGACAGGACAAAUACCAACAGCCGCAGAAGCAGCAGCAACAGCUGCCGCAACAGUUGCAGCUGCGGGGCAGCCAGAGCGAUGUUGUUCCAGCCCAGCAACAAAAACAACUGAAAAGGCGUACACAUGCACUCAACAAGAAGCUGCUCAGCAAACUGGGCUUUGUGAAGGUGAAGGCGCCGAAUAGCCAUAACCGGAAGCGCUUGGCUGUUGAGUCACGCCGUCACUCGUCGCGGGAUGAUUCACACAUGUUCAUCAUCAAAUUGCCGCCAAAUCUGCACUACUAUUCAGGACCCAACAGCGUGCAGAAUACGCUGGAUGCUGUCAAGGGGCAGCAGCAGCCGGAGCAGAAGAAGCAACAACAACAACAGCAGCAGCAGAAGCAGCAGCAAGAGAAGUCUCAUCAAAUGAGCAACAACAUCCAUGACAACGCACCCAACAUGCCAGCAGCGGCCAGUGAGGCGUCGGCGUUGAAAACUAACGGGAAAAAGGUCUCAUUUCCGUUCAGUUCGAAUGGACGACCGGCUCGUAUCUAUCAUUGGAAUCUGCCAGUGCUGAAGCAGGCACUGCAAAAGAAUCCGCAUUUUGCUCACGUAUCUGCGGCGGAUCGUAAUCGUCUGCUGGACAUCGAGAAGAUACCGACAUGGCGCAAACCCUGGGAGAAUGAUACCAUCGAGAAGUCCUUUACAGCAGGCAGCGGCAAGGCCAAGUACAGGAAAUCGCUCAAGCAGAAGUCGCCCACAUAUUACGCCCCCUCGCAGGUGGUCAACAAGCAGAGUUUCCACAAGUACUUUGCCGGCAACGGCAAACCCAAGGGCCUCUAUGUGAUCAAGGAGCAUCAGACGAAGCCGCAGUUCUAUCAGAAUAUCAUAUCAUAAGAAUUUUACUUUCAGUUUUUCAGCUAUCUAAUGCCAAUUAAGCUCGGCAUGCAUCUAUAAGACUGUGGUGUGGGCAUUCGCUAAUUAUAGUGUUUUAUUUUUUAAUUUGUGUACCACGCGUAUGAAACUCAAU
Drosophila arizonae is the source of this 1419-nucleotide messenger RNA. RefSeq lists its product as uncharacterized. The record is from RefSeq and is a predicted model, not a curated record. NCBI's taxonomy places the organism in Eukaryota, Metazoa, Arthropoda, Insecta, Diptera, Drosophilidae.